Molecule: messenger RNA, 1188 nt
Organism: Ustilago hordei
Lineage: Eukaryota; Fungi; Basidiomycota; Ustilaginomycetes; Ustilaginales; Ustilaginaceae
Exons: 5
Coding region: 1-1188 (395 amino acids)
Biological process (GO): DNA integration
Molecular function (GO): nucleic acid binding
Source: RefSeq, a predicted model, not a curated record
AUGGGGCAAGGUAGUGGCAAGAGAGCUGCGGGGCCCCUGGACCUCAUCCAUAUCGACCUAAUCAUUGAUUCAUCCUAUGUGACAGAGUACACAUACAUAUUAGUGCUGGUCGAUGACUAUAGCAAGUAUGUGCAUGUACAGCCACUACUAUGGAAGAGUCACACAUUUGUGCAGCUCAAGAGAAUCAUCUUAUUCCUAGAAACACAGAUGGACAGAACAUUGAAAGCAAUUCAAUCUGAUCAAGGGACUGAAUGGAGGAACAACAAAGCACUGGAAUGGACACUCGGGAAAGGGAUAGAAUGGCAGACCACUGUGGGGAGCUUAGGCGAGAAGAUGCAGACAUUAUUGAUACAGAGAAAUCUACCAAAGAGUUUUUGGCCAUAUGUGAUCUGGGCAGCAGCAUUCAAGAUGAACCUGACCCCUAACAUUGACAGAGAGUUCCCCUAUCAGCUGAUGUUCAGAAAGUCGCUGGAACAUUUCAUAUGCCUCAUGCAUGUGUUUGGAUGUUUGGCUUGGGUGAAUGUCCCAAAAGCCAAGAGACACAACAAGAAAUUGGAUCAGAGAGCAGUCCCGGCUAUAUUCAUAGGAUACAGCUUGGAGAGAAAGGGAUGGCUGUUCUACAGUCCUGAAUACAAAUGGAAGCCAGUGAACAUUCAAUUGCCUCCAGUCCCAAACAAUGAGGAGGAUCUAGCUAACCUGGGGUACAUGGAGGAGGACCUCUUCGACAAGGGUGAUCAAGACCCCUUGAAUGAGUACAUGAGCAUGGAGACAACCUUGAGAGAAGGGAAACACAAGGAGCUGAGGUACAAAGCACAAACUUCCUUUGGGCUAGUGAUGACAGGGCUUAAGAAGGAGAAAAGGAAUCUCAAUCCAACUGUUCGGGAAGCACUGGCUGGAGAGGACAAGAGGUUCUGGGAGGUGUCAGGGGUCUCGCGCCUGAAACCCAGCAAUGCUUCGGUUAUGAUGACACCAAGGUCUGGUGUGAGUGUUGAUGAUGAUGAGGUUGAUGACAUUGGUGUUAAGGUAAGGUUGAUGAAUGUUGAUGAUAACGAGGUUGAUGGUGUUGGUGAUAAAGUUGGUGGCAUCAACACGAGUGUCCAUGAUCCUGGACCGCAGUGGACUACUGCCUUCGGUUCUAUCUAUAUCCGGACUGCUAACCUGCUAUGGGCGCCUUCGGACGUCAGGUAG